GUCUGCUGCCUAUUGCACCAAAGCCAACAAGCCAUCAGCUGAGUUCUUUUGCAGUCCCCUGGACUCUUUAAAAGCCAGUCAAUGGUGGCUUCUAAGAAUUGCCUUGUAAUGGGGUGCAAGGCUUGUGAGAAGCCAAAGGUUAGUUAUAAGAAAGGGCUGUGGUCACCAGAUGAGGACCAGAGGCUGAGGGACUUUAUCCUUAAGCAUGGCCAUGGUUGCUGGAGUUCAGUUCCUGCCAGAGCUGGCCUGCAACGAAAUGGAAAGAGCUGCAGAUUGAGGUGGAUCAAUUACCUGAGGCCAGGACUAAAGCACAGUGAUUUUACUCCUGAAGAGGAGGGAAUAGUUAUGAAACUUCACACCCUUUUGGGCAAUAAGUGGUCUCAAAUAGCAAUGCAUCUACCAGGAAGAACUGAUAAUGAAGUAAAGAACCAUUGGAACACCCAUCUCAAGAAGAAACUGGUAAAGAUCGAAGGAUCAAGCUCACAUGCCUCCAUGACCAAAUCUCUAGAAUCAGACAGCCAGUGUCCAAAACUGGAAAAAUUAAUAGAUGAGAACAGUAACCAAAUCUCACUUUCAGAAUCCUCAGAUUCAUUGAAAUCAGUGUCCCCAACACCAUGCCGAUCAAUACAUGUUACCAACCAUGCCCCCUUCCCUAAAAUCCUAUUUGCAGAUUGGUUACCAAUGUUCCGUGGCAAUGACCAGAGCUCAUCAGCUCCAGAAUCUGAUAGAGUGAACUGGCAACAGGAAUCGACUCUAAACUCUGAGGUUCUUAGUCCUAAACUUAUGCAGUUUGACACGAUAUUUACUGAAGUUUUCCUUCAUGGAUUUGAAGAUGCAAGCAUCUGUGGAGGAUUUAAGCUACAGUUUGAGCCCGUAGAACAAAUUUUUGGUUUCCAUGAUCAAGCUUACACCGGUUUGGAGCUGAACCAUGACAUGUUUGUUAAUCUGUAGGUGAAGGUCAUAUAUGUUUCAAAAUUCACGAAAUUUUGUAUAUAAGACAUUGCUAUGUAGUUGAUCCUAUUAUGAGGAAGCACUUUUACUUGUUUAUUUCAUUUUUUCUUCACAUGA
This is a messenger RNA of Musa acuminata subsp. malaccensis (wild Malaysian banana), 1068 nucleotides long. RefSeq names its product transcription factor LAF1-like. The record is from RefSeq and is a predicted model, not a curated record. Lineage: Eukaryota; Viridiplantae; Streptophyta; Magnoliopsida; Zingiberales; Musaceae.